Paramecium sonneborni is the source of this 1147-nucleotide messenger RNA. The record is from the annotation of a GenBank genome assembly. Lineage: Eukaryota; Ciliophora; Oligohymenophorea; Peniculida; Parameciidae.
AUGCAUAAUAACAAUUCAUUUUUCUAGAAUGACAUAAGUUAACAAUAAAUUGAUUAAGCACUCUUGAGAUUGAAUGCAUUACUUAAAGAAGAGCCACCAAAAUUAGAAAAACAAAAGCUCAAAAAACCAAUCUUAAUUAAUUAAGAAGAUGAAACAAGUAUAGUUUCAUCAUAACCUAACUAUACUUAGUAAACUAAAAUGACAUCUGAAUAAAUCAAUCAUUUUGUUGAUAGAAUGAAUGAUAAAUAUAAACAGUAAAUAGUAUUUUAAAGUCAUUCAUAGAACUUAGAAUAAAAUUAUUGAGCAGAGAAAAGAUAAAAUAUAUUCCCCUAUUAAAGUGAAUGAAAAAAGUUAAUCAAUUCUCAAAUAAAAAAUUCAAAAUGGUGAAUAUUAAUCAUUAUAUGAAAGAGCUAAAAUCAGAUAAAUUGAAAAACAGGAAAAAAUCAAAGAAAAUGAAAAACUUAAAGCUUUAGAAGAAAUGAUGAGUAUUAAAACUAAAUAUUGUGAAUCAAAAUCUGUUGAUCAUUUUUUACAGAAAAUGGAUUAUUGGAUGGAGAAAAAAACAUAAAAUAUAUAGAAUUAAUAAUAAGAAAAAAUAGAAAGAGAAUUAGAAGGAGUUACAUUUAAACCUAACCUUAAUCCAUUAUCUACAAAGAUGGCUAAAUAAUAGAAUAAAGAUGCCGAUAUAUUAGAACGUUUUUAAAAAUCAAAUCAAAAUAAAUAGAUGAAUGAAUAAAGAUUAUUAAAGGAUGAAUUAAAAAAAACUCCAUUCACUCCUAAAUUAAAUAAGAAUUCAGUUUUGAUUAAUAAAAAAGUUUAAAAAUAAUAACAGUUUAAAAAUCAUAACUAUUUUAAAAACUAAUAACCAUUAAAAUAAUCAAAUGAUUCAAGUUUUAGGAACUUUAAUAGUAUUAAUCAAAAACAAACUAAUCAUUCAAAAUAAUCAAAAUCAUUUACUCCUGAUAAUAAUCUUAUUAAAUAUUCCACAGAAAAAAUAAAAGAUGAUAAUCAAAAUAAGAAAAGAUCCAUUACACCAUUAAAAUAAAAUAAAAUCAUUCCUAAUGUAUAAGAAGUAAAAUAUAAUCCAAAUCUGAAGUUUUUAAUGACAUUAGUUUAAAACGAUAUGAAUUAUUCAUCCUUAUUUUGA